GGCAUAUAAAAGGACACAGUUUUAUUCAUGGAAUGAAAAAACCCUAAUGAACUAAUAUUAAACCUUAAUCUUUCUUGUGUAAUUCCCUAAAGUGUAAUCUAGGGCUUCUGGGAGCCCAUCUUAAGGUGAACGUUGGAAGUCUUGCCAGGAACAGCAGCAUGGAAUGAGGGUCGGGCAGUUUCUCUGCUACCUGUUAGUCAUCACUCGUCUUGAGUAGAAGGAUGUGAGGCAGCUAGGUACCAUGAAUAAAACAGCUGCCCUUUCAGUCAAACAUUUCCAGCGACAUCUGAAGAUGUGGAGAUAUAAAGGGUCCCAGGCGGUCAACCAAAACUGCGCCUUCCAGAAUGCCAUCUGCUGCAGCUGGGUCUAACACAGCAUCAGGUAUUGCCAGAAUGACAACAGUAAGUGGGUCUGCUGCAGUGAAAACUACGAAGUCCUGCAAAAGGCACAAAAGUGUGAGGCAGCAUGCCAGCAUGUAUGCAUACAAGGAGCCACCCCACAGUAACUCAGGUGAUGAUAAUGGUGAUUUAAAUGCGGACAGCAAUGACCCAGAGCAGAUCUUCCAGAAUAUACAAUUUCAAAAAGAGAUCAUGGCAAACAUCCGUUGCAGACCAUGGCCCAUGAGGCAGAAGCUGAGGGCACUCAGACAAGCUAAGGAGAUUGUGUUGAAAUAUGAAGGCAGGCUCACUAGAACAAGAGGUUACCAAGCAGCUGGUGCAGAGCUCUGGAAGAAGUUUGUUCGGCUUGCAUAUAACUUUAUGGUAAUCUUCAUUCCUUGGGAAAUGAGAAUAAAGAAAAUAGAAAGUCAUUUUGGAUCCGGAGUUGCCUCUUAUUUCAUCUUUUUGAGAUGGCUAUUUGGAAUCAAUAUUGUGCUUACCAUAAUGACAGGAGCAUUUGUGGUCUUACCAGAGCUCCUGGCAGGAGCACCAUUUGGAAGCACUAUCAGCAAGACGAUCCCAAAGGAGCAGUUUGCAUCAGCACAGGACCUGGACACCAUCUGGUCACUGGGGGGUUAUCUCCAGUACUCUGUUUUAUUCUAUGGCUACUAUGGCCGAGAUCGGAAGAUUGGGAAAGCUGGGUAUCGGCUGCCCCUGGCUUACUUCCUUGUUGGAAUGGCAGUAUUUGCUUAUAGCUUCAUCAUCCUCUUAAAAAAUGGACAAGAGAAAAUAUAUGAUAUUGUGUCUGAAACAAUUAAAGCAGAUUUUCCUGUAUGGUUCAACACAGUGAUUAAUUAUAUCAGCAGCCCUGUAGUUGUCCUCCCUGCAUUAUUACUUCUAUUCAUGCUAAUUUAUUACCUGCAGAGUAUUGCAAGGUCAUUAAAAUUCACCAACAGGCAACUGAGAAUGCAGAUCCAAACUGAAAGAACCGAAGACAAGAAAAAGGUGGUUCACAUAGCAGUAGCCAGUAUCCAGAAUCUAGAGGGAAAUGACAAAAGACCAGAGCAGGAGAAUGACCUCCCCCAUCAGGAGUCCUCAGCUCGGUCAUCAACACCCCGUAAGAAUGGCAGCGUCUUGAAUUUUGAAUCUCCAGUGACCAAAGGCAGCAGAAUACAAACAAUUUCACAAUCUGUACCCCAAGCUGAUGUUGCUAGGCCAGCAAAUAUAACUCCAACAACUUUAACACCAACUACCUCUGUUCCUAGCAUACAGAAGCGUAGAACUGAGCAGGUUGCAAACAGGUAUUCAAGUGUUGUACAUGGAAGUGCAAGUGAGCUCUGCAAAACAAAGCCCUACACUCCUGUGACUUUCAAAAAGCGUGUUGAAGAUGUUCAUUCUGAGCCUCUCUUUAGGAAAGGUAUCCAACAAGUAAAUCCAGACACUCUUGGGGCGGGAGCUCCAGCUUUUGUGGGACGCAAAGUACCCACCACAAGGUAUUUUAUUGUUAACGAACAUGAAUCCCGCAAAAAGUUUCUCCGUUCCACUUCCCGGCUCCCAAGGCAUUUCAGAAUGGAGGAGUCAGGAGACAUAGUUGAAUUAUAUCCAAGGAAUGUCAGAAGAUAUGUGGUUCGAACACCACACAGGACAUACUCCCCUCACUUCAGUGAAGAGGAAGAAGAGGAGGAGGAAUUAAGGAGAGACUUGAUAAACAGAUCCUACCGUCCACGCUCACUCUCAGAUCUUCGCCCAGGUCCCCGAUUUUACAUUGGUGAACGUGUGGACAGUCAAAUCCUUACUGGCAAGGAUCUAGCCAAAGUGCACUACAGAUCCUGGGAUGAUGGCUUUGAGCUAGAACGAGAUAGGCCCCCACAUUCCCACAAAAAGUCACACAUGAAACAUGUGGAUCUUGAUCGGCCCUAUCCAGAGCAUCAUGUGAAACCUAAAUCCAAGCAUAAGCUCGAACAAUCUCUAACAGAGUCGGAUUCCAUUUCCAUUGGAUCCAGCAGCGAUCAGCAAACCAGCAGCAAUGAUCAAUACAUCCAAGUCAUUCAUAAUAAGGAGAAAUAUCUGAAAUCUGGGGCAAAGUUUACCAGAAAGAAACCAAAGGCUAGCGUUGACCUAAAGAUGUCUGAAUCUAAUGAACUGAUAUGUUCAAAUGUCUAGGAAAAUGCUCCCUCUGUUUUGUGUUAUGAACAUAUGUAUUUGUAGAGACCUUUCAGCUGCCAUUUGAACCAGAGAAGACCAUUGAAAUAUAUCAGAGGGGUAGCUGUGUUAGUCUGGAUCUGUAAAAAGCAACAGAGAGUCCUGUGGCACCUUAAAG
This is a messenger RNA of Trachemys scripta elegans, 2697 nucleotides long. It is a transcript of the gene TMC3, whose product is annotated as transmembrane channel like 3. Lineage: Eukaryota; Metazoa; Chordata; Testudines; Emydidae. Gene Ontology annotation, cellular component: plasma membrane. The coding region runs from base 345 to 2540 and encodes 731 amino acids. Gene Ontology annotation, molecular function: mechanosensitive monoatomic ion channel activity. The transcript is spliced from 13 exons. The record is from RefSeq and is a predicted model, not a curated record.